AUGCUAAUAAUACAUAAACACUCAUCAAUACAUGGAUCAACAGUAGAGAAUUUUCUUUUCUCUGUGAUUAUUUGGAUACUGACUCAUAUCCCGUUACCGAUUCUAAAGUUAAUCCUACUACUUUUUGAUGUCUUUGUCUAUUGGUUUGGCUCGAUAUACGACAAGUUCAAGAAUUCGCCAGAUAGGAUCCUCUUAUACAAGCUUAAUCACUCUACAUCAUGGAGUGAGUUUUCCAAAACUGCUUUUGAUUUAGAUAAUUACUUUAACAACGAUAUAUGGAAAAAUAAUCUAGUUUCCAGUAAAUAUGACUAUGUGCUAAUACAGGAAAGGUUACAUGACUUGAGAAAUGCAAGAUUAUCGAACAAUUUCCAACACAUGCUCAGCUUAUUGAGAGCAGGUAUGCUAAGAAACCUAGGUGGGAUUUCCAACAAAAGCUUAUACAACCGAACCUAUAUUGGAACGAAGUCAUUAAUUGAACAAUACAAUAAAGAGGUUGCAAAUUGCCUUGAAUCGUUGGACAAAGACCCUUUUAUCGACAAUCAAUUAAAAUUGGACUUUUAUCACGAUGCAAAGACCACAUUGGGUGCAACAGCACUAUGCUUGCACGGUGGCUCCUUAUUUGGAAUGGGACACAUCGGAGUAGUCAAGAGUCUAUUAGAUCAAAACUUGCUGCCUAAUGUCCUUGUAGGUUCUGGAGUUGGUUCGGUAGUCGGUGCAUUGGUCGGUUGUCUGGAAAAGGAGGAAUUGGUUGAAAUAUUGGUGAAUUUAAAGAAUGUUAUGCAAGAGGAAGGAUAUGGAUUGAAACCGAAAAACUGUAAUGACCCAAUUGAGUCUACUCAGAUUGGGUUGAAAUGGAUUGAGAAUAUAAAAAAAGGUGUUACAAAAGAAAUGAAACUUUUUAUUGAUUUUGUAUUAAGCAAAGUUGGUGGAAUGACGUUCAAACAAGCACAUGAAAAAACAGGAAAAACAUUCAAUAUUCUAGUGUAUCCAAAGUCCUCCAAACUACCUACGCUUUUGAACUAUUUGAGCACACCAUACAUAACGAUGGAAAGCGCUAUACGCUGUUCUCUUGGUACAGGAGUACUAAAGGACAAAAUACCAACAUUGGAAAUUAAGUUCAGAGGCGAUAUAACUAAAUACUCUAAUGUUCAAUGUGAAUUUCAGCCACCUUACCAGGUACGGGGCCAGUCAAUUGAAUUGAAAAAUUCCCCCUAUAACCGAAUUACUGAAAUGUUCAAUGUAAAUCAUUUUGUCAUAUCCAUUUCAAGACCUUAUCUUGCCUCGUUCGUCUCAAUGCGGUGGCGACGGAUUUAUAACUAUAACUCGUUGCUUAAAAAAUUGCUAAAUAUUAUCAAUAUAGAGUUGAAACAUCGGAUAAGAAUGUUGAACAGAUUUGGAUUGCUAAAUACAUCUCUGCGAUGGUUAUUGGUUGACGAAAAAUCAGUUUUGGUUGAUACCAACCAUAUCGCUAUUAUUCCGACAGGCACGAGGUGGAUUCUGUGGGAUUUUAUUGAUUUAUUUGUGCAAAAUAAAUCGGUCAUGAAUUACUGGAUUGAAUGUGGCGAGAGGAGUGUAUGGAGUAUGCAUUCUUUGCUGGAAACGAGAUCCAGAGCGGAGUUUUUGUUGGAUGAAUAUUUUCAGAAAUAUAGAUAG
Messenger RNA from Pichia kudriavzevii, 1653 nucleotides. RefSeq lists its product as uncharacterized. The record is from RefSeq and is a predicted model, not a curated record. Lineage: Eukaryota; Fungi; Ascomycota; Pichiomycetes; Pichiales; Pichiaceae. Gene Ontology annotation, biological process: lipid metabolic process. Bases 1 to 1653 code for a protein of 550 amino acids. Gene Ontology annotation, molecular function: triacylglycerol lipase activity. The transcript has a single exon.